Messenger RNA from Centruroides sculpturatus (bark scorpion), 1454 nucleotides. Its product is annotated as clavesin-2-like. The record is from RefSeq and is a predicted model, not a curated record. Gene Ontology annotation, cellular component: membrane. Gene Ontology annotation, molecular function: phosphatidylinositol bisphosphate binding. Bases 124 to 996 code for a protein of 290 amino acids. NCBI's taxonomy places the organism in Eukaryota, Metazoa, Arthropoda, Arachnida, Scorpiones, Buthidae. The transcript is spliced from 7 exons.
CAGAAAUUUGCAAUAUUAUAUAAUAGAUGAGAAACUUGACUUCAAAUAUUUGAGACAUAAAAUAAAAUAUAAAAGUAGUGUUUAAUCCAGAGUUUCAAAGUGGAAGGUAAAGUAUCAUGCAGAAUGGCAGAAUAUGGAUGGGCCUUAUCAGAGGUCACCCAAGUCAAAGCAAAGCACGAAUUAAAUGAAGAUCCAGAUCAAAGAAUAGCUGCUGUUCAAGCAGUGAGAAAACUUAUACCUUCUCAAUCAGAAAUUGCAUUUCUUAGAUCUGAUGAUGCUUUUAUACUUCGCUUUUUAAGAGCUCGUAAAUUUGAUGUCACUCUUGCCUUCAAUCUUUACAUACAAUAUUUUCAAUAUCGUCAGAGAAAUAAAUCUCUAUUUAGAAGUUUUAAUGCCUCAGAAACUGGAAUUAAGCAAGCCUUACUGGAUGGCUUUCCAGGGGUUCUCCCUCAGCCAGAUCAACACGGGCGUCGAAUUCUAAUCAUUUUUACUGCUAAUUGGGACCACUGGCGGUACAGUUUAGUUUCCAUAUAUCGUGCUAUUCUAUUAUCUUUAGAGCGUUUGCUUGAAGAAGAAGAAACUCAAGUAAAUGGUUUUGUUAUAAUUGUUGAUUGGACUGAAUUUAGCUUCAAACAAUCAUCUCAUUUAAAUCCAAAAUUGCUCAAACUCAUUAUAGAAGGAUUACAGAUCUUUAUGCAUGGGAACAACAUGACCACUCUGCAUAGUCACAUUCAUCGUGAUAUUUUGCCUGCAGAACUUGGAGGAUCGGGACCACCUUAUAAUAACGAGUUUUGGGCUAAACAGUUGAUAGGAGAUGAAAAUUUUAGUUUUAGUGACAAGCACAUUUUUUGGCCUAGACAUAAUGAAGAACCAUGUUCCAAUUCUUCUCCAAUUAGGGCCCAUCGAUCAGAAACGUGCCCAACCAAACUACACAGAGAACAACAUGGACGACCUUCAAUUACUGAACUUGAUGAAGAUUUUUUUCUAUCUGAAUGACAUUAUUGUUAAUUAGUAUGUAAUAUAAGUUGUUAUAAUUAAAUUGAAAAGCUUAUUUCUAGAUAUUUAAUUCAUAAUAUAUUUGAAUAUAUAAAUAUAUACAUAAAACAUUGAAAAUAUAUAUUUUACAUAUUUAUAAUUUAAUUUAAUUUGAAUUUUAUGAAAAAAUUUAAUUGGCUCAAUGUGAAUGCAACAUGUGUAAUGUUUGAGAAGGAAAGUCUAUAUAUAUAUAUGUAUUUGAGGUGGCUGCAAAAUUUAAAAAUUCAUUAAGUAUUUCUGAUGUGACAGAAAGAAUACUUUGAUAGAAUAUGCCAUUUGAAUUAAUGUAAUGCUUUUCAAAGAAACUUUUGCAUUCAUCUUAUAUAUUUUAUAUAAAAUAUAACUAAUGAAUUAACUAUGUGAUUAUUAACCAAAUUAAUUGCAAAUAUAAUGAUGCAAAUAAAUACUGCCCAAAAAAA